ACGAUGACUUUACUUGAAGGGCCAAAAAAAGACACUCUUUCAUAAGAAAAGAAAAAAAAGGACUAACAUUAAUUAAACUUCUAAUGAUCUUGGAUUUGCUGUUCCGUUGCGAUAAAAUUAUCAGCUGACUGCUAUCUCUAUGCUAUCUUAUUAGAGAAUCUUCCAGUUUCCUCGGUUACAGAGUAUAAUGGAAAAUCCUUCUUUUCCGAUGAGACAGUGACAUCCUGAAUUUUUCUAUUUCCGAUAAAAUGAAGAGACGCUCUACAAACCAGAAUGCAAAACCUUCAAAUUUUUUGAAAAAGAAACGAGCUCAAAAAUGCGAACAAUUAAAGGAAAAUAAUACAUCUGCCUGCAGUGUAGAAACAUCUCAAAACGAAAAAAAAGAUGAUGAAAUGAAAGAUUUGGAAUACAAAAAAACAGUUGAUACAAUACAAGAUAAUAUGCCAUCAACCAGCGGCACUCAAUCCACUAUUUCUGAUAUGCCGUCAACCAGCGUCACUCAAUCCACUAUUUAUGAUGUGCCAUCAACCAGCGGCACUCAAUCCACUAUUUCUGAAGAGGAUAGUAUGAUUGAAGUUAUUAGUGAUGACGAUGCUCAUGAAGAUGAUACCGAAGAGAAGAUGCGACAGUUGCAUGCUAAAUUGGAUAAUAUUUUGAUAGAGAUGGAUGCCAUAGAAAAUAAACACAAAUUGUCCAGAAAAUUCAAGAAAAACUUAUUUCGAGAUGAUGCAACAACCAGUCAUAAUGCAACCGCAAACGCAAACAUAAAUGAAAAACCUAAAAAAAAACUAAAAGUACAAGCACAAGUGCAUGUACCACCAACAGAACGUGCUCAAGCUAACCAGCACAAUCAAAAUAUAAUUAAAAUAAAAGAUGUUACAAAUUUGUCAAAUGAGCAUUUUACAAUCCAAGGUAAAGUCGUUUUUAAAACUAACAUUUACAAUUACGAAAAUUCGAAUUCAAAAGGAAAAUUUUUUAAAUUUAUUUUGAAAGAUGAUUCGUCUGAAAUUUUAGUAACGGCAUUUAAUGAAAAGGCCCAACAGGUAUUUGAAAUCAUUAAAAUGGACCAUUGCUUUAUCUUAUCAAAAGGCAAUGUGAAAGAAGCAAACAAACAGUACAACCGCACUGAACAUGCUUUUGAAAUUACCCUUAUUAAAACCUCUCUUUUACGAGAGGUUUCUGCUGAAACAUUUAACCACCUUGACGAGCAAUUAGAAUUUACCAACUUUUCGGAACUGAAAAUUUUGCCUGAAGAUACUCUUGUUAAUGUAAAAGGAAAAAUAGUGGAGGCAUUUGAUGACAUUGGUUUAAGUUCUCUCAAAAAAAAUAAACCUUUAAGAAAAAAAUCAAUUAUCAUUCAAAAUGAGAAAAUGGUCCAAAUCAAAUGAAUAUGAAGUGCUUACGUUUUUUCAACAAUUUGUCAGAUUAUUUUCAGCUAUUUUAAUUUAUUUUCUUAAUGCUAUCAUAAUUCAUCCAUAAUUUGAACAUCAUACGAGGGGCAUCAAGAAAGUAAGUUUACCUAUUUACUAUCUCCUAAACUAAGACGGAUAGUGAAAAUAUUUAAAAAGCAUUGAAAAGCAACAACUUUCAGCUUUCUAAUGUGCUGUAGAUUAUUAAAUUUGGCUUGAUAGAACUAUAGAAAAGUGGAUUUUUCUGAACCCAUCUCCCCUCCCCAAGGUAGAGUGCAGCCCUCUGUAGACAAAAAUCAAAAAUCAACAACUCGACAUCUGAAUAUUUCUUUGGAGUUUGUCAUUUUAAAUUUAAAGAUAUUACUGACCCACAAUGAUGGUUCAUUUUCAAAUUCUUCGGUCAAAACCACUUGAAAGGGGUCGGUGUAAAACGGGCCAUUUGGGGCUCGGGGUGGAUACCUUUGAAACUUGCCCUAUUCAGUUACCGAACAAUACCCCAUCUUUUCCCGCAGUUUCAAGCCCCCCAUUUUUUGGGAGACGCAGCGGGGGGUCGAAGUUAAAAAUCGGCAAAAUUUUAGCGAAUUUAUUAUUCGAAAAUCAUGAAGUGUUGGCGACCGCGGUUUAAACGAUCGUAUUCAGCGUGA
This is a messenger RNA of Bemisia tabaci, 2053 nucleotides long. The record is from RefSeq and is a predicted model, not a curated record. Lineage: Eukaryota; Metazoa; Arthropoda; Insecta; Hemiptera; Aleyrodidae.